AUGGGUAUUCGAGGUUUACAAACGUUUAUUGAACAAAAAUUAAGUUUACUAAAUGAAAUUGAAUUACACAAUUGUAAUGUUUUAUUUGAUGGUAAUUCAAUUUACCAUCAAAUGUAUAAAGAAUGUCAUUUGACAUGUUUAUUUGGUGGUGAAUAUGAUAAAUUCUAUGAUUAUUGUAAACAGUUAUUUGAAUCAUUUCGUCUUUGUGAAAUAAAUGUUAUUGUUGUUUUUGAUGGUGCACGACUUGAUGAUAGAAAAUUAGCUACAACACUUCAACGAUCUAAAAAACGUAUUGAUUAUUCAACAAAAUUAAGUGUUAAUAUUGAUUUAAGUCCAUUAUUAUUACGACAAACAUUUCUUAAUGUACUUGAUGAAAUGAAUAUUCCAUAUGUAUCAGCAUUAGGUGAAGGUGAUGAUGAAUGUGUAUCAUUAGCAAAUCAUCUUAAUUGUUAUUUAAUUUCACGUGAUAGUGAUUAUUAUUGUUAUAAUCUUUUACAAGGUUAUAUACCGUUUGAAUAUGUUGAUAUAAAUCCAAUAAAAAAAGAUUCAUAUUAUUAUUUAUCAGCUCAAUUAUUUACAAUAGAUUCAUUACUUAAUAAAUUUCCUGGUUUAAAUCAUUCAACACUUUCACUUGCUUGUUGCUUAUGUGGAAAUGAUUAUAUCAAUGAAAAUCUCGUUGAAAAAAUAUUCAAUCAUAUUAUUGAAAUUAUAGAAAAAUCAAAACAGAAUAAAACAAAGAAAAACCUUCGUACAAAACAUUGGUAUGCAAUGCAAUGGGCGAAACAAUUUGAUGAUAUUGAAAUUGCAUUAGAAAAAUCACUUGCACCUAUUAGUAAAGGAGAAAAAACUAACAUUGAAAUGAAACUUCGAUUAGCACUUCAAUCUUAUUUAAAUCCAACCGAUACACUUAUUUAUCGUUUUAUUUCAUCCAAUAAUCAAAAUCUUCUUAAAAAUUCUCAUUUUGUUGAAUUAGCUCGAGAUUAUCUUGAUAAACUUGAUAUGACUGAUGAACAAAUUCAUAAACAAAUCGACAAAGUUUCAUUAGAAAUAAAAAGUAAAUGUAAUCAUUCAAUUCCAACAUAUUUAUUAGAUGCUGUAACAGAUCUUCGUUUAUCGGAAUCAUUUAUUGAAAUUCUUAUUCAUCGUCGUUUAAUUUGUUCAGCACUUGUUGAACUUGAAGAUGAACCAUCAAUACAUGUUGAUGCUAUACCAAUUAUAUUACCUUGUCUAGCCAUUCUACUUAAAUGGGAUGAUGAUGACGAUAAACAAGAUGAUCAAUCUGUUAUUAUCUAUCAUCGUGUAUUUAAACAACUUAAAUCAUGUCCUUAUUCAGUUAGUAAUUUAAAUGAUAAUAUCGAUCUUAAUCAUUUAAAUUCUUUAUCACUUAUUGAACGUGAAAAUUUUGUUUACAAAUGUUUGAAUAUUUCAUUAUCUCAACGUGAAAAAUAUGUUCAUAUUCAUUCUGAUUAUCAUCUAUGGUUAAUGAGUAUUCACUAUUGGUAUUCAAUUCGUAAUCUUAAACCUGUCUAUAUUUAUGGAAUAAUUAUUUCAUUAAUUAAAUCUAUUUAUCUUGUUAAUGAUGAUACUUCGCAAUGUGAAGAUAUUGAACUAUUAUCAUUAUCAAUCGAUGAUAAACGAAAUUCUAUACAAAUCGAACCUGAAAUCCGUCAAACAAUAAAUUUAAAAUUAAAAAAUAUGAAAAAAAAAGUAUAUGAUUUUAAAAAAUUUGAUUGUAGUAUAAUACAUGAAUUCAAUUGUUUACAAACAAUUUAUGUAUAUACAAUGAAAGUCAAUGAAUUUUUUAAUCGACCAUUUAAUUAUCAAAUGCAUGCAGAUAAAUUUUUAUGUGGAUCAUUUUUUUAUGCAUUUGUUGAACAUUAUGAAACGAAACAAAAUAUUCACGAUGCUAUACGUGAUCUUUUUCAAAAACAUACAAAACUAUUGACAAUUAUUGAGAAUUUAUUUCAGAGUAUUGCAUCCGAUAUUGAUUUUUAA
Messenger RNA from Adineta steineri, 1995 nucleotides. The record is from the annotation of a GenBank genome assembly. NCBI's taxonomy places the organism in Eukaryota, Metazoa, Rotifera, Eurotatoria, Adinetida, Adinetidae.